This is a messenger RNA of Pseudomyrmex gracilis, 3447 nucleotides long. RefSeq names its product SCY1-like protein 2. The coding region runs from base 444 to 3026 and encodes 860 amino acids. The record is from RefSeq and is a predicted model, not a curated record. Lineage: Eukaryota; Metazoa; Arthropoda; Insecta; Hymenoptera; Formicidae. Gene Ontology annotation, molecular function: protein kinase activity; ATP binding. The transcript is spliced from 7 exons. Gene Ontology annotation, biological process: protein phosphorylation.
UGGUGUUGCAUCAGCCGUACCGGUUGAAUGUGCGUAGUUACGCUUAGAUAUUUUUGGACAAUUUACGGUGUUUUUACACCGACUUCUUCAGUUUAUCAGUGUUUUAACGAACAUACAACUCCGUGGCUUGUACCCAAACCACGGUUUAGGACUUGUGUUACGAUUCCUAUAGACUUAGAAUGGCGUAUGGACUAUCUUGAAACGGUCCUUUGAGCCAUAUAUGCACCAAACCAACCAAACCAAAGCAAUAGAUACGUAGUCAUCCAAUCUACUUCUUAUAAAAAAUUGACGAAAAUUUCAUAUUAAUAUGAUUUUCGAAGCUUAGGCUGUGUGUAUUAAAGAACAAAUUGAUUCACGUGAAAUUCUUGAAGAUAUAUAUAGCCGCUACUUGAGUGUUUAACACAACAGCUCUUUAGCACACACUUUUCACUUUGUGGGACACAAUGGAUGUUCUGAACAAGCUCCGAAACACAGUCAGCAAUACUAUCAGCAAUACCGUCCAAAAUACGGCAUAUGGUUUGUCGCAGCUUUCAAGUGUGUUACCUGGCAAUCCUGUAACCAGAGAAUUUGAAGCAAUUGCUCAUGUGGCAAGUGCCGGACCAGGAUUACUGUGGAAAGUUUAUAGCGGCUAUAAGAAGUCUACCAAACAAGAAGCUGCAAUUUUUGUUUUUGAAAAACGCAUGCUAGAAAAAUGGUCUGGCAAAUCAGAUCGUGAACUUGUACUGGAGACUUUAAAACGAGGUGUAAUGCAGUUGACAAAACUGAGACAUCCACAAAUUUUGACAGUGCAACAUCCAUUGGAGGAAUCAAGAGAUAGUCUUGCAUUUGCUACUGAACCUGUAUUUGCUAGUUUAGCUAAUGUAUUGGGCAAUUACGAAAAUAUACCUCAGCCAAUUCCAGUAAACUUGAGGGAUUAUAAGCUACAUGAUAUAGAAAUACGUUAUGGACUGUUACAACUGGGAGAAGGUCUGACAUUUUUACAUGGAGAUGUAAAAUUGCUGCAUAGGAAUUUGUGUUCAGAAUCAGUUGUUAUUAAUAGUCAUGGAGCAUGGAAGAUAUUUGGCUUUGACUUCUGUGCCUUGAAUCAAAGUUCAGACAGUAAACAGCCAUCAUGGUCAUGUUUGGAAUAUGAUCCUGUACUUCCUGUUGUUGUGCAACCUCAGUUGAAUUAUCAGGCACCAGAAUGCAUAUUAGCAAGUAGCACUGGACCACCAAGUGAUAUUUUUGCUUUAGGCAUGUUGAUAUAUACUCUACAUUCUUCGGAACAUCAGUCUCUUUAUGAUUCUCAUAAUGAUCUUGGAAAGUGUCGACGUUUUCUAGAAAAUUUUAAAGGAUUCAACAUUUCAGCAAAAUUGCUUUCAGUUCCUGAUACUCUGAGAGAUACUGUCAAGCUUAUGUUAAGUUAUAAUCCAGAACUCAGAUUAGACUCUUAUCAAUUCAUAAAGAUUGAGUAUUUUUCAGACAUUGGCGUUAAAACAUUGAAUUACUUGGACAAAUUAUUUCAAUGGGAUAAUCUUCAAAAGUCACAAUUUUACAAAGGUCUUCCACAACUCUUGAAACAAUUACCGCAUAGAGUUGUACUACAUAGAGUGCUACCCGCACUUUAUAAGGAAUUGGUCAACCCACCAAUGAUACCAUUUGUAUUGCCAAGCAUAUUGCAGAUGAUGGAAGUUGUUGAAGUAGAAGAAUUCCGAGAACACAUUCUUCCUAAUCUCAAACCUGUUCUUGCUUUGGAAGAUCCGCCACAAAUUAGCUUGGUCUUGAUGCAACAAAUAAAUUUAUUACUUAAACUAUGUCCGACGGAGGUUAUUAAGACCGACAUAGUGCCUAUGUUAUUACGUGCAUUAGAAUCCGAAUGGGAACAACUCCAAGAGCUCUGUUUGUCGGCAUUGCCAAAUAUAGUGACGACGAUUGAGGGACCAGUGAUAAAAAAUUCCAUACUGCCUAGAAUGAAAAAAAUAUGUUUAUUACCAGGAAAGAAAUCAUCCAGUCUGGGAGUCCGCGUCAACUGCUUGUUGUGUCUCGCAAAAAUGUUACCAAAUUUCGACCGUUGGUUGAUAUUUGAUCAGAUAUUACCAUUUUUACAAGAAGUUCCUCAUUCUGGCGAACCGGCUAUUUUAAUGGCUAUUAUAGGUAUAUAUCGAAUGUUACUUACGCAUAGUAAGUUGGGCAUGAGUAAAGAGAUACUGGCAACAAAAGUAUUGCCUUUCUUGUUGCCUCUCUGCAUAGAACAAAACCUCAGCAUGUCGCAGUACGAAACGCUUUCUACUCUGAUCAUAGAUAUGAUAAAUCGAGUAACAAGCGAACAUCGAGAGGCUUUACGACAACUGGAUGCUGUGCGUCGCGAGACGCAACAACUUGACCAGGCGCUCUCUCAAGUAACAUCGCCCGCUUUUAUGCAAAAUAACAGUUUAAACGAUAUUUCUUUAACACCAGAAAUUUCAUCCUCGAACAUUCAGUCGAAAACAGUGAAUAUCGAAAAUGGAUUAACUGUCGAAGAUAAACUCAGGUUAAUUCAACAACAAGAAGCUCAUCAAAGAUUGCAAUCUCAACCUAUUUUGACUCCUAAAGCUGUGGUACAAUCUGCAAAACAACAGCCGAAGGAUUUGACCGCUACUCUGCUGAAAAAUAAUCUAGACGAACUCAAUCUGUCUAUGUCAAGAUCAAAUAUGUCGCAACAACCGGAUUACGCGGCUAAAAAUAAUAUGAGCUUUUCUUGGAAUAAAAAUAACAAUAUUAAUCAAGCGCAGUUUUUAACUACGUCUCCAAUGAUUAAUUCGCAAAUGAUGUCGAAUCAACCAAUGAAUUGGAACUCGAACGGCAUGAAUACGUCCAUAAACUGGAACUCAUCACAACCUAUGUCGACGUGGAAUUCGAUCACUCCUCAAAAUAAUAUGAAUUUCUCAGCGCAAUCAGAUGUUAGGCCAAAUUUUCCUGGAACAUUACAGCCUUUCAUGUCCAAUACGCAGAGCAGCGCGAAUAACACUAAUUCAUCUACGCAAGAUAUUAUGGAUUUGCUUAGUUAAUCUAAAUUUUUUUUGAUAUAAGCAACGGACUUUAAAAAUAAAAACAAAGUAUUGCAGAAUAAUAAUAUAAUUACUGUUUCCAUGAAACAUAUUUCUUUAUUUGAUAUAAUUUUUGUGCUAAUAUUAUCGAUAAUCACUAUCGCAAUGAUUGCAAGUACAGCCGUCUUUUAUAUAUCAAUCUAAGCAAUCUUAAAUAUAUUAUAUAUAAAUAUAAAUAUAUAUUACUUGUAUAUUAUAGCAAAUAGCAUUUUUAAUUUUCUGUGUAGUUUACAAGCACUACCUUUGUAUGGAAUAAUUGCCAUUUGCAAAUCUUAUUAUGUUUCGACAAAGAAAAGUUUUUUUUUUAUUAAGAAGAUAGCAUUUACCAUAAAUCUAAUAUAUUAUAUGUAAUAUGUAUAUUCGUUCUCAAGAGAAGUUUUGC